AUGGAUUCAUCAUCAUUUUCUGGAUCAUCAAAAAGGGCAAAAGCUCCUGGAAAUGUUACCCAAAUUGCUCAGUGCUUGGUUGAUGGGUGUAAUGCUGACCUAAGCCUGUGUCGAGAUUAUCACCGGCGCCAUAAGGUCUGCGAGAUACACUCAAAAACUGCAAAAGUCACCAUCGGGGGUCGAGAGCAGCGAUUUUGUCAACAGUGCAGUAGGUUUCAUUCCUUGACAGAGUUUGACGAAGGAAAGCGAAGCUGCAGGAAACGUCUUGAUGGGCACAACAGGCGCCGGAGGAAGCCUCAGCCCGACACUCUGUCCAGAAGUUCUGGAUUGAUGUUUCCCACCCAGCAAGGUACACGAGUUCUCUCGUUUAGUAGCCCAGAAAUACAACCGAAUCCCGUUCCGAGCUCAUCUUGGGCCCGGGUUGUGAAAACAGAGACUAAUAUGGUUCUAUACAACAAUCAACCACACUUGAAUUACAUCGAGAGACAAAAUACAUACCCUGGAAGUUCAGCUCAUAGCUUUAAAGGAAUAAAUCAACUUCAAUUCUUGCAAAGCACUCACCAAAGUAUCCAAGAAAACUCCAUCUGUCAACCUCUUCUUGAUCCGAAUGCUGCAUCAGGAAGUAAUAAUACCUGCAACCAAAAUAUUUAUUCUGAUGGGUUAAGUCAGGUCGUUGACUCUGAUCGUGCUCUCUCUCUUCUGUCAUCGGCCCCUGCUGUCUCUCGGGAAUUCGGUUUGCACCAUGUGGUGCAGCCUGACCCAGUACUCUCCAAUGCGCAGUCAGUUCACAGCAUGCAGUAUAUCAGUCUAGGCCAGUACUUGUAUCCUCGAGAAGUUGAAAGCAAGCCAGUAGGGCUUGAUAUGGAUUCCCAUGGUAGCAAAAACUCCACCUUCAAUUUUCAGGGGAUAUUUAUGAAUGAGCCCGACGGAUCGUCUACAAGUGGAUCCCACCAAACGCGGACAUUCACGUGGGAGUAA
Molecule: messenger RNA, 978 nt
Organism: Fraxinus pennsylvanica
Lineage: Eukaryota; Viridiplantae; Streptophyta; Magnoliopsida; Lamiales; Oleaceae
Source: the annotation of a GenBank genome assembly